Molecule: messenger RNA, 4152 nt
Organism: Cladocopium goreaui
Lineage: Eukaryota; Dinophyceae; Suessiales; Symbiodiniaceae
Source: the annotation of a GenBank genome assembly
AUGGCGAACAUCUCAGCAGCUGUCAGGCUGAUGACCCGCCCUGCGGCACGCCUUUCAGCGGCAAGCCGCUGCGUCAGCAAUCCCCAGCCGCCCAAACACGAACAGAUCUUCGCGGAAGUGCGCGAACGUCUCUUCCAGGCCUAUGUACAGCGCACGCCGAGUUUCGUGCAGGCUGUCGACUUGCUGACGUCCAAAGGUGGAGAGAUUCACAACGAUCAUAUGGCCCUUCGAUCCUUCGUGGAUUCACAAGGCCGUUCGGGACUGAAAUUCUUCGAGUCCAUCUUUGAACACUUCGGCUAUGCCGCGCAAGACUCCUUGGUGAUUCCUGGCCUCUGCGUGAAUGCACGCUGGUAUGAGCCUCCCGAAGAGACGAAUUGGCCGAAAAUCUUUGUCUCGGAAAUGCGAAUUAACGAGCUCCCAAGCGAUGCCGCAGAUGUGCUGUUCCGCCACGUGGACGGCUUCUACGAGCCCGACCGCGCUGUGGCGGCGCUAGAGAGCAACGACCCAAAGCAGGUGGCAGAAUUGCUGGAGACGCCACCCUGGAAUCCCACGAUUCAGGAGAUGCAGACACUGAGAAACAUGGCUGCUGACCCGAGCAUGGGAAACGCCUUGGAGUACGCAUCUUGGACCUUGACGCAUGGCCAUCGUAUCAACCACGUGACCAUUUUGUUGAACUCCUUGGGUAUUUCGGGUGUGAACACGCUGGCGGACCUCAAUGCCUUGUUGCAAUCCAACGGUUUGGUCUUCAACCGAGCCGGCGGAAGCGAUGGCCUGACGCAAGGCAGUCCCGCUGUGUCCCUGGAGCAGAGUUCCACCAUGGCAGAUGAGGUGCCUCACCGUUUCGGCUGCGGCAGAGAAGAGGUGGUGCCCUGUUCCUUUCUGGAGCUCAUCCAGCGCCAUGCAGGCUUCAGGGGCUUCUUGGGACAGAAUGCGAAAGGCCAGGAUGGGGAAGUGCCCGGCACGAUUUUCUGGCAAAUUCGCCCUUUGCAAAUAUUCCCGCUGCAGCAAUUUUGGCUCACCUUCAUUCACACCCAAAUUCGUCACGCUUCUUUCGCAAUGUCCGGCUCGGCCGACUUCACCGAGAUGACGGGGAAAGUCAUCAAGGAUGCGGCGCGGCUCGCCAAGGAGAAGGGACACUUGCAGUUGGAUCCUGCACACAUCUUCACAGUUCUCGUGAAAGACAAGACUUCCCUUCCAGCUCAAGUCUUGAGUCGCCUCAACGGUGACAGCAUGGAGCUGGUAAAGGGCUGCGAGCGUCUGCUGGGCAGCUUCAGUUCCCAGUCUCCGGCUCCGGAGGAUUUGCCCCCGAACAAUGCCAUGCGCACCGCACUGAGCGAGGCCGAAAAGCUGCGGAAGCAGAGUGGAGAUAGUUAUCUUAGUCUGACGGACCUCUUCUUGGCCUUGCUGAAGCAGAAACCCAUCAAGGAGAUAUUGAGCAGCGCCGGCUAUAGCAUCACCCAGCUGGAGAAGGCCAUGGGUGACGUCCGUGGCAGUCGCAAGGUGGACAGCCAGACGGGCGACGAGAACUUCGAGGCCCUGAACAAGUACGGUCGCGACCUGGUCGCGGACGCCGAGGCGGGCAAGCUGGACCCCGUCAUUGGCCGAGACGAGGAGAUCCGACGCGUGAUCCAGGUGUUGGCACGAAGGACGAAGAACAACCCCAUCCUGGUUGGCGACCCUGGCGUUGGCAAGACCGCCAUUGUGGAAGGGCUGGCGCAACGGGUGGUCACCAAGGAUGUCCCCGAGGCAUUGAAGGACUGUCGUGUCAUUGCCCUGGACGUCGGUGCACUGAUCAGCGGUGCCAAGUAUCGCGGUGAAUUCGAGGAGCGAUUGAAGGCUGUCUUGCAAGAAGUGAAAGACGCCGAAGGUCGCGUGGUGCUUUUCAUCGAUGAGGCGCACUUGUUGAUCGGUGCCGGCAAGACGGACGGUGCCAUGGAUGCCGCCAACUUGCUGAAGCCCAUGUUGGCCCGUGGGGAGCUCCGUUGUAUUGGCGCCACCACGGUGGAUGAAUAUCGGAAGUACAUCGAAAAAGACGCCGCCCUGGAACGGCGCUUCCAACAGGUGACGGUGGAGGAACCCUCGGUGCAGACGGCCGUAACGAUUCUGCGUGGCCUCAAGGAGCGCUACGCGGCGCACCACGGCGUCAGCAUCUUGGACGCCGCGCUGGUGGCUGCGGCCACAUUGUCGGACCGCUACAUCACCACCAGAUUUCUACCAGACAAGGCAGUGGACCUGUUGGACGAGGCGUGCUCUAAGAUCCGCGUGCAGCUCAGCUCGCAGCCGGAGCAGAUCGACAAGUUGGAACGCCGCAGGCAGUACCUGGAGGUGGAAGUGAAGGCGCUCAGCAAGGAGAAGGAUGAUGCCUCGAAAGCGCGUCUGCAGGACGCGCGGAAGGAGCUGUCCUCGCUCGGGGAGGAGCUGGCGCCUUUGAGGGCCAGAUACCAACAGGAACGCGAGCUCAUUGAAGAUCUCAGCAAAGCCAAGUCCAAGCUCCAAGAGUUGAAGCAGAAGUUGGACCUCAUGGAGGCCCGUCAUGAUGUGGAUGCUGCGGCGGAUUUGCGCUACGAUGCCAUCCCGGGGGUCAUGCAGAGGAUCCGAGAACUGGAGAAGCGAAAGCGGGAGUACGAAGAGUCCACCGAGUCGCCGUUGUUGGUGGAGACCGUGACGCCGCAGCACAUCGCCGAGGUCGUGGCACGUUGGACGGGGAUCCCCGUGUCCAAGCUGACCCAGGGGGAGAAGGCGCGUUUGCUGCACUUGGAAUGCGAGCUAAAGAAGCGUGUGGUUGGCCAAGAAGAAGCGGCCGAGGCCGUGAGUCGUGCAGUGCUGCGCAGCGCCGCGCGGCUGUCGCGGCGUACACAGCCCACAGGCUCCUUCCUCUUCGCUGGGCCCACAGGGGUGGGCAAGACCGAAUUGGCCAAAGCCCUGGCCGCGGAGCUCUUCGACAACGAACACCGCAUAGUGCGCUUUGACAUGUCGGAAUACAUGGAACAACACGCGGUGUCGCGUUUGAUCGGUGCUCCCCCUGGAUACGUGGGACACGAGCAGGGUGGACAACUCACUGAAGCCCUCAGGCGGCAUCCCUACAGCGUGGUGCUCUUCGAUGAAAUGGAAAAGGCACAUCCGCAGGUGCUCAACGUGCUGCUCCAACUGUUGGAUGAUGGCCGCAUCACCGACUCGCAGGGACGAACGGUGGACUGCAGCAACUCUGUGGUGAUUUUGACCUCCAAUCUGGGCUCGGAGCACUUGAUGCGCGCGCUGAGCAAAGGCAGCGCGCUCGAACUGGAGAGGGCCAAGGAGCUGGUGCUGCAGAGCAUCCGCAGCACCUUGCGGCCGGAGCUGUUGAAUCGCCUGGAUGACAUCGUGGUCUUCCAGCCGUUGACGGGACCCCUCCUACGGCAGGUGGUGCGACUGCAAUUGGCGGAUGUCCUGAAGCGUUUGGAAGAGCUGGAAGUUACAAUGCACGUCACAGACGCGGCCAUCGACUUUGUCUUGAAGGAAGCGCACGACCCUGAACUGGGCGCGCGGCCUUUGAAACGAUACCUGGAACGACAUCUGGUGUCCAGGCUAAGCACCAUGAUCUUGGACGACACUUUGACCCCUGGCAGUGUGGUGAACGUGGAUCGACAGAUGCGCAAUGGCAAGGCGGACUGGGACUUCCAGGUGCGCAAGGGUCAAAAGAGGCAGCGGGUCGAAGAGCCGGAUGCUUCGCCCAUGUCUGUGAAAUAGUUGCACUGAGUGAAUCCGUUGGCAGUUUGGCUCGCCCAAAUUGCGUUAACGACAGCCGCCUUUGGGGGGCUUGGGGAGGACACACGAUCGGUGUGUCGAAGGUGAGUAUUUCUAAUUAUGAAUUCCGGAAACUUUUCUGAACCGUUUCCGGGCUCAACUACGAGCUCAUGUACAGGGCCUUUAGCGCCAUUUCGUUCAGAGCCUGCCCAGCUGGGGUUGCCGACAACAUGUCUGCUGGGCCUGGCACAUUUAGGAGUCAGGUCUGAUCCGUAGCGAUGGCUUUUACCGGCCUCAAAGCGUGCCAGACCAAACAUCCAAAAACCGAAUCGUGCCUCGAGCACGAGAAACGGUCGGAAGUUCACCGAAAGAGCAUGCUGGGCGGCUGUGACAUCUGUGACUAGAGGAGCAUACCUUGCAUGAAAUAUG